Molecule: messenger RNA, 1679 nt
Organism: Acipenser ruthenus (sterlet)
Lineage: Eukaryota; Metazoa; Chordata; Actinopteri; Acipenseriformes; Acipenseridae
Product: guanylyl cyclase-activating protein 1-like
Exons: 4
Coding region: 98-661 (187 amino acids)
Molecular function (GO): calcium ion binding; calcium sensitive guanylate cyclase activator activity
Source: RefSeq, a predicted model, not a curated record
UUAAGUUAUAGUCUAAUGGGUCCAGAGCAGCUCUCAGGAGGAAGCGGUCCACAUCUGAUUCUUCAGUGAGAAGUUGAGUCAGGAAGCUAAGUGAGCAAUGGGUGCUGAUAAUUCUACAACUGAAGAUAUGAUGGCCGUGGAUAUCCACUAUUGGUAUAAUAAGUUUAUGCGCGACUCUCCAUCUGGUCUUAUAACCUUGUAUGAACUUAAAGCAAUCCUCGGUCUUCAGGGACUGAAUGAAGAAGCAAAUGGAUAUAUUGAACAAGUAUUUGCAACAUUUGACAUGAAUAAGGAUGGAUACAUAGACUUUAUGGAAUACGUUGCUGCACUAAGCUUGAUCUUAAAAGGAAAAAUCGACCAGAAGUUGAAGUGGUAUUUCAAAUUAUAUGAUGCUGAUGGAAAUGGAAAGAUUGACAGAGAAGAAUUGCUUAGCAUAUUUAAGGCAGUACAAGCUAUCAAUAGGCAUACUGACAUGUCGCCAGAAGAGAUCACAGCCUUGGUAUUUGAUACGAUAGACAAAAAUGGAGAUGGUGAAUUGACAUUAGAAGAGUUCAUCAGUGGAGCGCAAGAACACCAGAUGAUCAUGGACAUAAUCAAAAAGACCCUCGACCUUUCAAAUGUCCUGAAAGUCAUCAAAAGCGGCAGAAGGAACAGUGUUUAAUGAACACUCUUUGCAGACCAGGUUACAGGACCGGGCUGAAGAGCUAGGAAAGCUCCAUUACUUUGUUUAGGAUUCUGUACUUGUAAAAAAAAAAAAAAAAACUCUUAGACACUGUGGCGGAGUGUCCCGCCCCUAUAUAUUUAUUUAUUAUUAUUUUUGUUUGUGGCACAGAUAAAAAUACAAAUAAUAAUAAAUAAAUAUGUAGGGGCGGGACACUCCGCCACAGACACUGUAGGGGAAGAAACCUCUCUAAGAUUGCACUGUUUUCCUGUAUUGAUUAUGAAUAAAUAAAUAUGCAGGAAAGCUGUUGAAGAAAGAACUAGAACAUGGGAAUAUUCUGUACUGCAAUGAUACCACAUGAUAAAUGGUGUGGUGUCUGGAAUAAAAACCAGGUUGCAAGUGGUUUCUAAUGCAGGCUAAUGACUGGUGGCUUCUGCAAAAUUUCAAAAGCUACUUUCAUUUACAAAUAUAAAAGUUAAUCUUGGGUCAUAUUGUUUGUCACAGCAGCUUAUAAAAAUCAAUAUUUUAUGUUUUUAGGAAUAUUAUAUUUGAACUAAAGCCCAGCAAAGCAGUUGCAACAAGUUUCUAGGUUUUCUUACUUCCAUAAUUUGAAAAAAAAAACACAUCACUUUAUCAUUUUAUCUAUAUUGAAUUCCCUGUCCACAGUUCAAAAUGUAGUAUUAUUCAUGACUGCUACACCUGUUUCAGACUUUAAAAGUGGAAAUCCAAUGUAAUUGGGUAUUCAUUUUUAUGCUUAAAAAAAACAUAUCAAGACAUCUCUUAAACUAGUGGGGAAAAUAACAAAAGCACAACAUUAAAUUAGGCGACUGCGAAAAUGAAAUACUGUAGUAUUUAAAAGUACUGUAGGAUCGGGAUGAACAAGCUCUGUUUGAAAUAAAAUUAAGGGGACCAGAAUUAGGCUCAGGCAAGAUAUGAAGGUAAAAACAAAAAUGGUUUUGUAAUUAACAGUUUUUUCUGAGUUUAAUUAUUAAACAGAAUCAGAAAACAUCAAGACCUA